Gallus gallus (chicken) is the source of this 3484-nucleotide messenger RNA. RefSeq names its product coenzyme Q8A (gene COQ8A). The transcript has 15 exons. Lineage: Eukaryota; Metazoa; Chordata; Aves; Galliformes; Phasianidae. Gene Ontology annotation, molecular function: kinase activity. The record is from RefSeq and is a predicted model, not a curated record. Gene Ontology annotation, cellular component: extrinsic component of mitochondrial inner membrane. Bases 372 to 2318 code for a protein of 648 amino acids. Gene Ontology annotation, biological process: ubiquinone biosynthetic process.
AGUCGCGCGGAGCACACGGCGCGGCGCUGGGCGCGCGGAGGUGGCCGUCUUGGCCGGCGGCAGGUGAGCGCGGGGCGAGCGGGCGGCCUCGCGGAGGCGGCACCCGGCGCUCCCUGCGGUGGGACGGCGGGAGGACUCGCGAGGGGGCCGGCGGGGAACGGCGACGGCGCGGGGGGCUGCAGGUGCUGCAGGAACGGGCCUCCGGGGCGGCCUUCCCGGCCGGAAUUCGCUUCAGCGCCGUGCGGGGCGCCCGGCCUCCCCUACCGGCCGUCCCAGCGUGUGCAGAAAUGCCCGCUGUGUGGGAGGGCUGCUGCUGAGGGCCCGCCGCGUUUCAGCUGCGUCCAGCGGGGACGGAGCAGAGAAGUUCAGUCAUGGCGGGAGAUGCCAUCAUGGUCAUGAGAGGUUUGACAAAGCUCAGUAAAGCAGUCCUGGAAACCCAAGCAGGACAGCUUCGGCAGGUGAUCCUUGGGGGCGAUGCAGUUACCAUUGCAAAGAGUCUCCAGGCCACUGCUGAAGAGCAGUUUAGUUCUGCUUUGGGGAAAAUGCAGGAACUGGGCAAACAGCAGGAGAACUUAAGUGAUUUCAGUGAGGAUUUUGGGAAAGACUAUGACUUCUUGGCACAAGAGCCACCAGAUGCUUCAAGGGACUUCUCUACUGCCCCCAGCAAGCCUCAUGAACACAGCAGUGAAGGCCCUGCUUACUCAUACACUACAAAUGGACCUUUUAAAAGUGUUGGUGAGACUGGAGAUUCUGGCCUGGGUCAGAAGCCUUUCCCUCCCAAAAUGGAUGCAAAGUUAUUUGGAGGCUUUAGGGACCCUGGAAAUCCUUUUGCUGCUGUCUUUGGACAAAAUAGGGCUUUUCACCAAGAUCAUUCCUCUGUUGGUGGAUUAACGGCUGAAGAUAUUGAUAAAGCCAGACAGGCCAAAACUGAGCAGAAACCCUACAAACAGAUGCUAAGUGAACGGGCUCGGGAGCGAAAGGUUCCUGUCACGAGGAUCGGACGGCUUGCCAACUUUGGAGGAUUGGCUGUUGGUCUUGGCAUUGGGGCGUUGGCAGAAGUUGCAAAGAAGAGCCUUCGACCUGAAGAACGUAGUGGAAAGAAAGCGGUGAUGGAUUCCAGCCCAUUCCUGUCAGAGGCCAAUGCAGAAAGAAUUGUGAGAACGCUGUGCAAGGUCCGGGGAGCAGCGCUGAAGCUGGGACAGAUGUUAAGCAUCCAAGAUGAUGCCUUCAUCAAUCCACACCUCCAGAGGAUUUUUGAGCGUGUACGUCAGAGUGCCGACUUCAUGCCAAUAAAGCAGAUGAUGAAAACACUGAACAAUGACCUUGGACCCAACUGGAGAGACAAACUGGAAUCAUUUGAAGAACGCCCUUUUGCUGCUGCUUCAAUUGGUCAGGUUCACCUGGCACGCUUAAAAAAUGGGAAAGAAGUUGCUAUGAAAAUUCAGUACCCUGGAGUUGCCCAGAGCAUCAACAGUGAUGUUAAUAACCUGAUGACUGUCCUGAGCAUGAGCAAUAUUCUGCCUGAAGGUUUGUUCCCUGAGCACUUGAUUGAAGUCCUGAGCAGAGAGCUGGCCCUGGAGUGUGACUACCAGAGAGAAGCUGCCUGCGCAAAGAAAUUCCAGGAGCUGCUGAAAGACCACCCCUUCUUUUACGUUCCAAGAGUAGUGGAUGAGCUGUGCAGCAAACAUGUCCUGACCACAGAGCUGGUGUCUGGCUUCCCCUUGGAUCAAGCUGUAGGGCUGAGCCAGGAGAUCCGAAACGAGAUCUGUCACAACAUUCUGGUCCUGUGUCUGCGGGAGCUGUUUGAGUUCAGGUACAUGCAGACUGACCCAAACUGGUCCAACUUCUUCUAUGACCCACAGCUGCACAAAGUGGCUCUGCUGGACUUUGGAGCAACACGAGGGUUUGAUGAGAAGUUCACCGAUGUUUACAUCGAGGUAAUCAAGGCAGCUGCUGACAUGGACAGAGAGAGAGUACUGAAGAAGUCCAUUGAAAUGAAAUUCCUCACUGGCUAUGAAGUCAAGGAAAUGGAAGAUGCCCACUUAAACGCUGUCCUCAUCCUGGGAGAGGCUUUUGCGUCUGAAGAACCUUUUGAUUUUGGCAACCAAAGCACCACUGAAAAGAUCCAUGGUUUAAUUCCAGUGAUGCUGAAGCAUCGGCUUGUUCCUCCACCAGAAGAGACCUACUCUCUUCAUCGGAAGAUGGGGGGUUCUUUCCUUAUCUGCACCAAACUGAAGGCCAAAAUUCCUUGCAAAAACAUGUUCGAAGAGGCAUACAGCAAAUAUUGGAGCAAUAGGGGCAAGAAGCCAGAGGAUUAGUAAGAAUGAACUAAUGUACCUUGUUCUGAGGGCACAGUUUGCGCCUUGCAAAGAGCGCUCUAGCCUCCCAUGUGUUGCGUUGUAGCUCUCCAUCCUCUUGAGAUGCAGCAGCCUGUGCCCUGGAAGCCAAGCGUGCAUUUCACGAGGACAAAGUUUGUUCUUUCAUGUUCUGUCUGUCCUACACUAAGACUGCCAAUACAGUCUGCAGCUUGCAGGAAAACAGCUCCAGUGCUUCUGUACUGUUUCAAGGCACCAGCCAACUACCUUGAAUACAUUUUUAACAUUGUGAUGGUGGCUGCAUAGUGAUUGGGUUUUAUAAUGGGUAGGCGAAGGAGAGCGAGAGUGGAAUUCAGUACUGAAACCUGUUGGCAAUUCUCCAAAAAAAAAAAAACAAAACACCUUGUUUUUUAAAAAACCUUCACUCUUUCUUGCUAAGGUGGAAUUCAAGUAGUUCUCAUUAUAGAAUGAAAUACAAAGGUGUACCCCUACCAUGAGGGGUCCCCUCUGCCCCCCCGCCCCCCCCCCCCCCCCCCCCCCCUUUACCCUGGUUCUGUAAGUCAAGUGGUGGCAGUCCAAGAACCCUCCUGGAUUUUACUGACACUGAUUUAAUACAAGGGGUGUAUGUGUGUGUGUACAUAGGAUGAGGUUUUAAGCUUUCUGCUCCUCUUUGGCUUGCAAAGCAAACAUAGGAAACAUUUAAAAAGAAGUCUGAGAAUUGAGUGCCAAGAUCUUUUAAAAAAAACACACACGUGCGCGCGCACACACACACUCACUCACUCACAAUCCUUGGUUCUGGGAGACAAAUACUUAACCAACAGUACUAUAUCUCAGCACAGAUAGUGGGUUUCUUCACUGUCUGGUAGGUAUCAUCUUUCCUGAUAUUGAGUUAGAUAAGUUCCAUCUCUGACACUGAUUGCUUGCUGGACUCUUAACUAACAAGUGAGUCUGUCUUUGUGGCUGUUUUCUGGUAAUGCAAAGCUUAUGGCAAGGCAGCCAAACACUUCUGUCUCUCGUGAAGAUUUCAAGCUUUUGCUGAUAUGUCACGUUUAAAACCAGACGCACAAUUUUCAACUAUUGGAGUCAAGCUAGCAAACUUUCUUAGAUUUUUGUACAAAGCCUUGUACCUGUACGAGUUCUGAUUUCAAUAAACAAGUGCUUGUGCGGUG